Messenger RNA from Brassica rapa (field mustard), 2916 nucleotides. Its product is annotated as B3 domain-containing transcription factor FUS3. Gene Ontology annotation, molecular function: DNA binding; DNA-binding transcription factor activity. NCBI's taxonomy places the organism in Eukaryota, Viridiplantae, Streptophyta, Magnoliopsida, Brassicales, Brassicaceae. The record is from RefSeq and is a predicted model, not a curated record.
AUAAAAAAUUUUGGUAGGCUCAAAAUUUAAAUGAUAAAAUUGAAUAUUAAAUGUAACAUGACUUUUUAGAAAUAUGUCCAUUUUUUAAAAAAAAAUUACACAUGAAACAAGGUUGUGACUUCUGUUUUAAUAUAUAAGAUUUUGAGACAUAAAACCUCUUCAAUAAAGUUUUUACUAAACUUUUGAUAAAAUAGCUUGGAUAAUUUUGCAACCCAUUUUGAUAUUUAAAACGACAAUAAACUAUUAGCUUUAAACUGAUUUUUAAAAAUAAAAAUAAACUGAAUGUUGAAGUUUAUAUUGGUUGUUUAGGGUGGUUUAUGAUUCAUGAAUAAGAACUAUUAAGAAAACACAAAUUGACAAACUAAUUUAAUUAAAAUUUUCAAAGUGCGUAAAUUAAAUGAAGGAAAGACGGAUUCUGUUAUUAAACUUAAAGGGCGGGCGUGCAUGGUUGCCACUUGUCCAUGCAUUUUCUUCUGAUUAGAACACAAAAUACGUACUUCUUCCCUCACCUACUCACACUACUAACUCACAGAAUAUCUGUAUGCAGUCAAAACCCCACAAAAAAUCUUACAGUCAUAUGUAUUUAAAUAAAUAGUCUAAUUAAUAUCGAAUAUAUUACUUUGAUUGGUAUAUUCACAUUUAUCUUGUAUUUGUAUAUAUACGUGCUUGUAUUUCUCCAGAAUUGCUUGUAAAUUAAGAAUCAAAUUUGGUCCGAAUUGGUAUAAUGUGAUUAAGUAAGCAAGCAUGAUGUGAUCCUCUCUUCCGAAGCAAACAAAGCCACAGCCACCUGUAUUGUUUGUCUUUGUAUAUAUACUUGCUCACAUUUUUAUUUCUGAAAUAGAUUGUAUACACAUACAAAUACAAGAAAAUUAACAAAUCACAUGUUGACCACUAAGUCAUGAGAGUAAUUACAAUGUUGACUUAAACUAUAAUUUCAGUUCUAGAGAGAGACAGAAGAAGAGGAGAGAGAAGGGGAGAAAGAAGACGCCAUUGAAUUAUGGAAAAGAGGGAUGAACAGAACUUUUGUAACACCUGUUCAACAUUCACCUUCCACUCGUCUCCUCCUUCUUGGUUCCAUCUCUUAACUUAACCUCUCUUGAAACUAUGGUUGAGUUUUACUAUAAUCAACGUUCAUUUAGUGUCACAAGAUCUCGCUUCGAACUUUGCUAUCAUCAUAAUCUUUUUCACAAUCCUUUUAAAUCCCCUCCUCCAAAACCCUAGAUCAUGAAUGUGAGUUAUACAAAUGUCACCCCUUACCAUAAAUAGUAGUUAAAAGAAAGAAAAAAAAUAAACAAAAGCUUCUUGUUUAGACAAACCAAAUCUCUGAUUGCCCAGCGUCCAUUAUAAGCCACUGUUUUGAUCUGCACAACACACACACACACAAAAAGUCUCUCUCUCUUCUCUCUUCUCUCUAUCUCUAUCACUGAAACCCAAAGCCAUCCACCAUUUGUUCUUUUUUCCUUCACACACUGUUUCCACACUUCCUUUUUAUUAGGCAACCAAUUGAGUUAAAGAUGAUGAUGGAUGAAGCUCAUGAUGUGGAAACCAAAGCAUCUGCUUUAAUAGCAGGUGUCCAUCAUCGUCCAGGGUUUGGAUCCGGGUCUGGCCAUGUUCAUGGGUUAUCGGCGUCUGUGCCUCUUCUGGGUGUUAACUGGAAGAGGAGAAGGAUGCCCAGACAGAGACGAUCUUCUUCUUCCCUUAACCUUCUCUCUUUUCCUACUUUGCCUCCUUCUUCCUCCCACGUUCCAACUCCUCUUCCCGCACGUAAAAUAGACACAAGAAGGCUAAGAUUUCUCUUCCAAAAGGAACUGAAGAACAGUGACGUCAGUUCCCUCCGCCGAAUGAUACUCCCCAAGAAAGCUGCGGAGGCUCACUUGCCGGCGUUGGAAUCCAAGGAAGGGAUACCUAUAAAAAUGGAAGAUUUGGAUGGUCUUCACGUUUGGACCUUCAAGUACAGGUACUGGCCAAACAACAAUAGCAGAAUGUACGUGCUAGAAAACACAGGGGACUUUGUGAAUGCUCAUGGUUUACAGCAAGGUGACUUCAUCAUGGUCUACCAAAACCUCUACCCUAACAAUUACGUGAUACAAGCAAGAAAGGCAUCAGAAGAAGAAAACUUAACAAGCUUUGAAGAAGACGACGUUUACACAGACUUAACAAAGAUUGAAAACACUGUGGUUAACGAUCUUCUCAUCCAAGAUUAUAAUCAUCAUUACAACAGCGACAACGGAAAAUGUUCUUAUUAUUAUCCCAUCAUCGACGACGUCACCGCCACAGCCACUACCGCGUCUUUCGUCUACGACACGACGGCUCUAACCUCCAACGAUACACCUCUCGAUUUUUUGGGUGGUCUCACGAUGAGAACUAAUAAUUAUUACUCCAAGGUUGGAUCAUUCGAGGGUUUUGGCUCAGUCGAGAAUAUCUCUCUCGAUGACUUCUAGAAAAUCGGAUCGAGCUAUGGGCUCAUGAUGAAUAUUCUUGAUGGUGAUCAACUUUUUCUCUUACAAGAUAUAUAUAAAAAUGCAGUGAACAAAAAGGUGUUUUAUAUUACAGUAUGAGGAGCAUAGCUAGAUGGGAGCCGUGGAAGUGUUUUGUACUUGAUGAAUAAUGUAACUAUGUCUAUGUGUCGCGGCUUUAAGUUAUUAAUCCAUGCCCGAUAUGAAAAGCAAAACAUAAUUUUCAUUUUGGGAAAUUUGUUGUUCUUUUUGUAAAAGCAAACCAAUUUCGUUAUAUAUAUAUGAACUUGUCUUUUGAAAUCGUGUUAAGUCUUAACUAUUUAUUUAACCAUUAACAAAUUAUUAUUUAUUAAACUGUUUUGAAAAUUUAUUUUUUAGUUUACAAGGCUUAAUCAAGUUUAAAUAGUGUUAAGUGUUUACCCAUUAUCAAUCAAAACUCCGUGCAACAUCUAAAAGUAAU